AUGAGCAACACAGUGACACUGCGCACCACCUCAACAGCCGGCGACAAGGCUGUAGAGGAAGGAAAAUGGGGUCGCUACAACGAUCCAAUUCUGGAACAGUCGCCAAUAAUCCAGAAAAUAGUAGCUGAAAGCUGCUCCAUGAAUGGCGGUACGGCAGCUGUUCUGCUUCAAAUCGCAAGCAAAGGUGUCGGCCUCGGUGUUUCUGCGCACAGCAGUUUCACUAGGCGUCCAGUCGAGCGUGCCCGGAGGAGCAUAGUCUAUAUCUACGCAAUGGCGUUUGGAAACCAAGAAGAACGUCGAAUCGUGACGGACGCGACACACCGAGCGCACUCGCGCGUGAAGGGCCCAGACUAUGACGCGAAUGAUGUCGAUUUACAGCUGUGGGUUGCGGCAACUACCUAUUGGAGUCUCAUCGUAGGAUACGAAGAGGUGUUUGGCAAACUCGACGAUAAAACGGCCGACCGGGCAUACAAGGAAUUUUCGGUCAUGGCAACUGGUUUACGCGUGCCCCCUGACAAGUGGCCCAAGGACAGAAGAGCCUUUCAGGAGUAUUGGGACAAGACGAUUUCGGAACUCGAAAUCACCGACGAAGCCAAGGCUGUUGGCCAGGACGUCAUAUACCCUGCGGGUCACCUCCCUUCAUGGGGCUUAUGGCUGUAUGCCCAGCUAACGGGCCCAUCAACCAGAAUCACCACCACGGAACUCCUGCCCGAGAGGAUCAGAAAUGAGUUUGGCCUACCCAGCACCGUCUACACAAGAACAGCGUACACAAUCUCGCGAACACUCAACCAGCUGAUUUACCCUUGGUUGCCCCAAAGUCUCCGGCACUUUCCAAAGAAUUAUUACUUGCAAGAUUUCAGGAAUCGAGUAGCAAAGGGGUCGCGUCUUUAA
Molecule: messenger RNA, 891 nt
Organism: Neoarthrinium moseri
Lineage: Eukaryota; Fungi; Ascomycota; Sordariomycetes; Amphisphaeriales; Apiosporaceae
Exons: 1
Coding region: 1-891 (296 amino acids)
Molecular function (GO): oxidoreductase activity
Source: RefSeq, a predicted model, not a curated record